Xylona heveae TC161 is the source of this 909-nucleotide messenger RNA. RefSeq names its product CDP-alcohol phosphatidyltransferase. Gene Ontology annotation, biological process: phosphatidylinositol biosynthetic process. The transcript has 3 exons. The coding region runs from base 1 to 909 and encodes 302 amino acids. Gene Ontology annotation, molecular function: CDP-diacylglycerol-inositol 3-phosphatidyltransferase activity. The record is from RefSeq and is a predicted model, not a curated record. Gene Ontology annotation, cellular component: membrane; Golgi apparatus. NCBI's taxonomy places the organism in Eukaryota, Fungi, Ascomycota, Xylonomycetes, Xylonales, Xylonaceae.
AUGUCUGGUGUGAGGACGCGAAACCAGGCUGCACAAGCAGCAUCUGCUCCCACCGAACAAGCCGAACAGAAUGGCAAUUUGCACACCAGUACGCCUGCCUUAAAAGCUGGCGAAAAGAAGCGCGAGAACAUUUUUCUAUUUGUACCCAACCUUAUCGGCUAUUCUCGAAUCAUUCUCGCUGUAGCAUCUCUGUACUACAUGCCCCUUCAUCCCAGAACCUGCUCUCUUCUCUACAGUGUCUCGUGUCUCUUGGACGCUCUUGAUGGCUAUGCUGCCCGACGAUUCGGUCAAUCCACGCGAUUCGGAGCUGUCUUGGACAUGGUGACCGACCGUUGUACUACCGCUUGUCUCUUGGUUUUCCUGAGCUCCGCGUGGCCGCGGUGGUCGUUACUCUUCCAAGGUCUCAUUAGUUUGGAUCUUGCAAGCCACUACAUGCAUAUGUACGCAACUUUGUCCAUGGGGGAUAAGAAUCAAAGCCACAAGAAGGUCGAUGAAAGCCGAAGCUGGGUGCUGAAUUUAUACUACUCCAAUAAUAAAGUUUUGUUCGCAUUCUGUGCUCUGAACGAGCUCUUCUUUAUCGCACUCUACCUUCUUUCUUUCUCCUCCCCAAUUCUCUCGCCGUCUCUUCUCCAGCCCUCGUCAAAUGCAGGUGCGGCCUCCCCUCAACCCGGGAACCCCGCCCACCCGUCGCCGUCCAACCUCUUCGCGAGCCCUUAUAGCGCUGGAGCUCUUGAAUUGGCGCGUGCGAACAAGAUGGAUAGCUUCAUUCCUUGGGUUCUCGCUGCCAUUUCCUUCCCUAUCAUGGCUGCCAAGCAGUUGAUCAAUGUAGUUCAGCUUGUCAAGGCUAGCUGCUGGAUUGCCGAGGGUGAUCUCGAAGCGCGCGAAGCCGCCCGGCAGUCCAAGGAGUAG